CCCGAGCCUCUGUCCCCCUCAGGCCUCGGCUGCUGCGGUGAAGGCAGGUGCCCUGGCCCGGCCGCUGGGUCGUCUUUUAUUUUUAAAAAUGUUUUUAUUGGGGAUGGAGCCCGCAACCCGGGCCUGUGCCCUGACCGGGAAUCAAACCAUGUCCUCCUGAUUCAUAGGUCGACGCUCAGCCACUGAGCCACGCCAGCCGGGCUGGUCUUUAGGUUCUAACCCGGGAGGCUCGCAGGCAAGAGGGCAGUGCCAUCGAGGCCCAUGUUUUGGUAAAAGUGCCAAGAGUGACACCGUGGAAGGUGAUGCGAGGGGACGGGGAGGGAGCGGGUCAGGCUGGGCCUUCCCGGGUGGGCGCGCUUCCUCAGACAUGGGCAGCCCCCAGCUCUGUGGGAGGCGAGCCGUCCUCCCCUCCUCCAGAGUCCAGGACGGGGUCCUGAUGCCCUGGGACCUGCCCUCCAGGCCGUCCUUGUGGUGCCCUCUGGAAGGCACCUUCCAGGCCCCGCACGGGGCUGGGUGCGAGAGCCAGGAAGGAUCUGACCCCGUUGGCCGGCACGGCGACAGGUGGGCCGAAAGACGAGCCCGUGAACUCGAUCUGUGCGUGGGGUGGCCAGCGGCUCGGUUUCAGCUCUCACGGGGCGAGCAUGACCGCGCGGCUUUAUAUAGCUCCACGGGCCCAUAAAAGCAGGAGGCGCCCUUGUGGAGGGAGCAUCGAGCAUCGUUGCUGUCCAGCUGGGCGGCCCCUCCCCUGAGCAGUAGCGGCCCCGGGGCGGCCACCCCGCUGCCCCCAGGAUGCCCAGCAGGACGGUCCGCUACGAGGGCUACAGCCCCCGGCAGCGGCGCCGGCGGAUGCUGGCCCAGCGCAGCGUGCGCUUCCCCAACGACGUCCUGUUCCUGGACCACGUCCGCCAGGGCGACCUGGAGCAGGUGGGGCGCUUCAUCCGGGCCCGGAAGGUGGCCCUGGACACCCUGUACCCCUCAGGCCUGGCCGCCCUGCACGAAGCAGUCCUGUCCGGGAACCUGGAGUGUGUGAAGCUGCUGGUCAAAUACGGGGCAGACAUCCACCAGCGCGACGAGACGGGCUGGACGCCCCUGCACAUCGCCUGCAGCGACGGGUACCCCGACAUCGCCAGGUACCUCCUCUCCCGGGGAGCGGACAGGGGGGCGGCCAACGACGACGGCGACCUGCCCGCCGACCUCAUCGACCCCGACGCCAAGGACUUGGUGGAGCUCUUCCAGGGCCCCGGGCUGGGCUGAGCCGGCCGCUCCGCGACCCAUCCACGCGCCCCAUCCACGCGCGCCCGCCCUUGCGCGCACCUCCCGCCCGAGGGGCCGGCCAGGCCCCCGCUCCUUGGACUCCCCCCGCCCCGCGCCCCUGGCCGCCUCCUCUCCGGUGCCUUUUGUACGGUGACACUUUGUACUUUUUCAAUAAACAUGAGCUGAGC
This is a messenger RNA of Myotis daubentonii (Daubenton's bat), 1442 nucleotides long. RefSeq names its product protein phosphatase 1 regulatory subunit 27 (gene PPP1R27). NCBI's taxonomy places the organism in Eukaryota, Metazoa, Chordata, Mammalia, Chiroptera, Vespertilionidae. Gene Ontology annotation, molecular function: phosphatase binding. The record is from RefSeq and is a predicted model, not a curated record.